Messenger RNA from Penicillium brevicompactum, 1485 nucleotides. It is a transcript of the gene glkA, whose product is annotated as glucokinase glkA. The record is from RefSeq and is a predicted model, not a curated record. Gene Ontology annotation, molecular function: glucokinase activity; D-glucose binding; fructokinase activity. Gene Ontology annotation, cellular component: mitochondrion; cytosol. The transcript has 2 exons. The coding region runs from base 1 to 1485 and encodes 494 amino acids. NCBI's taxonomy places the organism in Eukaryota, Fungi, Ascomycota, Eurotiomycetes, Eurotiales, Aspergillaceae. Gene Ontology annotation, biological process: intracellular glucose homeostasis; glycolytic process; glucose 6-phosphate metabolic process.
AUGCCUUCCCUUUUGGACCAGGCCACGCGCAUCGCGCGCGACUUCGACUACCCCGCCGACCAAGUGCAGCGCGGAGUGAAAGAGUACAUCCGCCAAUCCGAUGAGGGUUUGGCCAAGGAAGGCACAACUUUGAGCCAGAUUCCAACUUUCGUGACCGCUGUGCCAAAUGGGACCGAAAAGGGUCUUUACCUGGCCGUUGACCUUGGUGGCACCAACUUCCGUGUGUGCUCGGUCCUCUUGCACGGCGAUACCACCUUCUCCCUCACUCAGUCUAAGAUCCUCAUUCCCCGGGAAUUGAUGGCCUCGGGUACCUCCAAGGAUCUCUUCCUCUUCCUGGCCCGCCAGAUUGAAUCUUUCCUGCGCAUUCACCACAACGAACACUUUGAAGCCCACCAGCUUCGUCGCCGCGAAGAUAGCAACGCGGAGGAUCUGUUCGAUCUCGGCUUCACUUUCAGUUUCCCUGUGCGCCAGUGCGGCAUCAACCGCGGAACCCUGAUCCGUUGGACCAAGGGCUUUAACAUUCCCGAUGCCGUUGGCCACGAUGUGUGCGCCUUGCUUCAGUCCGCUAUUGAUGAACUGAACCUGCCGGUGCGCGUGGCUGCGCUGGUCAACGAUACCGUUGGUACUCUGAUGGCUCGCUCAUACACCUCUCCAGGUGAGACUGGUACUUUCCUCGGUGCUAUCUUUGGAACUGGUACCAACGGUGCCUACGUUGAGAAGACCAAGAACAUUACCAAGCUCCAGCACAUGAAGGAUGCUCACUUCGACAACUCUACCGGCGAGAUGAUCAUCAACGCUGAGUGGGGUAGCUUUGACAACCACAUGAGCGUUCUCCCUACUACUGUAUUUGAUGACGAGCUCGAUGCCGACAGCAACAACCCCGGUGUGCAGAUGUUCGAGAAGCGUGUUUCCGGCAUGUUCCUGGGCGAAAUCCUGCGUCGUGCUCUUCUGUCCCUCCACAAGAACCCCGAAUUGGGAUUGUUCAAGGCAAACAAGAACUCCAAGGUCACCAUCUCCGAGAAGUCCAUGCUCUUCCGCCAGUGGGGUCUUGACACCAGCUUGCUCAGCUCCGUUGAAGCUGAUAACAGCAAGGACCUGGUGGAUAUCCAGACCGCAUUGAAGGAUCACCUCGAGAUCGAGAACCCCAGCCUCGAGGAGUGCCAGGCCAUCAAGAUCUUGGUCCACGCCAUCGGCAAGCGUGCUGCUCGUCUGAGCGCUGUUCCCCUGGCCGCUAUCAUUACCUCGACCAACAAGCUGGCUACCGACGACAUCAUCGAUGUUGGUGUUGACGGCAGUCUGGUUGAGUUCUACCCCAACUUCGAAGGACACCUGCGUGGGGCUUUGCGCGAGGUCCCCGAGGUUGGAGUCGCCGGCGACAAGAAGAUCCGCAUCGGCAUCUCUAAGGAUGGUAGCGGUGUCGGCGCUGCCUUGAUCGCCCUUGUCGCUAGCAAGGACGCAGGCCUCGAGGUUCCCCACGAGAUCUAA